AUGGCUCCAUUAACACCUGCUGAUAAAAUUGGCAACUCAAACUUUUUAUCUCCUAAUAGUAUCCUCAAUAGUCGAGUGAAUGACGAUGAUGAAGAUCCAGGAUCUAUUUCAGAUGCUGCUAGUGUAAAUUCAACUACACCUUUAAAUAACGAAGACAUUACUGAAGAUGCCAUCCAAUUAUCAACUUCAAAUGAUCCAUCAUCUCCCAUUCAUAAAUUAACUACCAGAUUAACCAUCUCAUCCAAAUACGAUACACCAUUAAUAACCCCAGAAGAGUUAACCACUUUACAUGAUCCAAAAUCUUUAAAGACUUUAUAUGAGUUAGGUGGAUUCGAUAAAUUAACUCAUCUUUUACAUACCGAUAUACGACACGGUUUAAAUGAUCAUGAUCAUCAAGAUUUCCAAUCCAGAAUCCAUAAUUUUGGUGCCAAUAGAUUACCUGUGAAAGCUCAACGUUCAUUUCUUCGAUUAUGUUUCGAAGCUUUAAAAGAUAAAGUUUUGAUUUUAUUAUCCAUCGCUGCCGUGGUUUCAUUGGCUUUAGGGCUUUAUGAAACUUUUGGUGAAGGAACAGAAUACGACGAUGAAGGUAAGGCUUUACCUAAAGUUGAUUGGGUUGAAGGGGUUGCUAUUUUAGUAGCUGUUUUCAUUGUGGUUGUUGUAGGUGCUGGGAAUGAUUAUCAAAAGGAACGUCAAUUUGCUCGUUUAAAUGCUAAAAAGGAAGAUCGUGAAUUAAUCGUGCUUAGAGAUGGUCAACAAAAAUUAAUCUCAAUUUAUGAUUUAUUAGUAGGAGAUAUUAUUAAUUUACAAACUGGGGAUGUUGUUCCUGGUGAUGCUAUUUUAUUCCAAGGUGAAGUUGAAUGUGAUGAAUCAGCUUUAACUGGUGAAUCAGAAUCCAUUAAUAAAGUCCCCGUCAAUGAUGCUAUGAACAUUUAUGAAAAUUAUUUACCUACCAAUGAAGAUUUAGGUUCCUCCACUAUUAAAUUCCGUGAUCCAUAUUUAAUUUCUGGUGCUAAGGUAUUAAGUGGAUUAGGUAAUGCCGUUGUUACUGCCGUUGGGGUUAAUUCCAUUCAUGGUAGAACCAUGUUAAGUUUAAGACAUGAGGCUGAAACUACUCCUUUACAAGAAAGAUUAGAUAAUUUAGCUGAAGGUAUUUCCAAAUAUGGGUUCUUAGCUGCCUUAUUAUUAUUCGUCAUUUUAUUCAUUAGAUUCUGUAUUAAUAUUACUGGUGAUCAUAAAAAUAGUAACUUAAUCCCUACUGAAAAAGCCAAAAACUUCAUUAAUAUUUUAAUUACCGCCGUUACUAUCGUCGUGGUGGCUGUACCUGAAGGUUUACCAUUAGCUGUUACUUUAGCCUUAGCUUUUGCCACUACUAGAAUGGCUCAAAAUGGUAAUUUAGUCAGAGUGUUAAAAUCUUGUGAAACUAUGGGUGGAGCUACUGCUAUUUGUUCUGAUAAAACUGGUACUUUAACUGAAAAUAAAAUGAGAAUCGUAAAAGGGUUUUUCGGAUUAGAUUCUGAAUCAAAUACUCCUUUUGAAUUCGAUGAUUCUUCUAAUGGAGAUGGGCCAAAAUCAACUCAAAUCAUUAAUCAAUUAUCUGAUGAUUUAAAAGUAUUUGUGUGUACUAAUAUUUCUUUAAAUUCAACUGCGUUUGAAAAUGGGGAUUAUGAUCCAAAACAAGCUGAAUUAGCUAAACAAAGACCUCCAAAAAAGACAUUCUUUCAAACUUUAUUCACAUCAAGUAAAUCUCAUGAAGAUCAAAUUAAAAUGGGUCAAGUAUCUGAACCUUAUUUAGGUAAUAAGACUGAAUCAGCAUUAUUAAUAUUAGCCGCUGACAAAUUCAAUCUUUUUAAUAAAAUGAAUUUAGAACAACAUCGUCAACAAUCUCAACCUGAUAUAGUUCAAGUCAUUCCCUUUGAAAGUUCAAGAAAAUGGGCUGGUGUUGUAAUGAAAAUCAAUAACGGAUAUAGAUUAUAUGUUAAAGGUGCUGCUGAAAUCGUAUUUAAAAAUUGUGGAUUUGAAUAUAACAAUACUGGUGAAUUAAUCAAAUUAGAUAGAAAAUUACGUGAUCUUUCCUUACAUAAAAUUGAUGAAUAUGCCAAUGAUGCCUUAAGAGCUAUUGCUUUAGGUCAUCGUGAUUUCGUUAAUAUUUCACAGUGGCCACCUGCUGAAUUCAUUGAUCCAAAUCAUGAUAAUGAAGCUGAUGCAAACCUUUUAGUUAAUGUUAGUGCUACUGCUUCUUCUACCAAACCAUUAACUCUUGAUGCUUUAGUUGGUAUUCAAGAUCCAUUAAAGGAUGGCGUGGCCGAAGCUGUGUUAAAAUGUAAAUUAGCUGGUGUUACGGUUAGAAUGGUUACUGGUGAUAAUUUAAUCACUGCUAAAGCUAUUUCUAAAGGAUGUAAUAUUUUAACUUCUGAAGAUUUAUCAAAUGAAUAUGCUUUUAUGGAAGGUCCUGAAUUCAGAAAAUUAUCUCCAGCAGAGAGAACUAGAAUCGUACCUGAAUUAAAAGUCCUUGCAAGAUCAUCUCCAGAAGAUAAACGUAUUUUAGUUGAUACUUUACGUAAAGCCGGUGAAGUCGUUGCUGUUACUGGUGAUGGUACUAAUGAUGCUCCAGCUUUGAAAUUAGCCGAUGUUGGUUUCUCUAUGGGUAUUGCUGGUACUGAAGUUGCCAGAGAAGCAUCUGAUAUUAUUUUAAUGACAGAUGAUUUUACUGAUAUUGUUCAAGCCAUCAAAUGGGGUAGAACUGUAGCUACUUCAAUUAAGAAAUUCAUUCAAUUUCAAUUAACUGUUAAUAUCACUGCCUGUGUUCUUACUUUCGUAUCAGCUGUGGCCUCCUCAAACAAUCAAUCCGUCUUAACAGCUGUUCAAUUGUUAUGGGUUAAUUUAAUUAUGGAUACUUUAGCUGCAUUAGCUUUAGCUACUGAUAAACCAGAUGAAUCAUUAUUAAACAGAAGACCAGCAGGUAGAACAGCUCCUUUGAUUUCCACAUCGAUGUGGAAAAUGAUUAUGGGUCAGGCUCUUACUCAAUUAAUUAUUACUUUCACCUUACAUUUUGCUGGUCGUCAAAUCUUUUAUGGAGCAGGUGCCGUCCUUGAUAGUCAUGCCAAUAAACAAUUAGAUGCUAUGACAUUUAACACUUUUGUGUGGUUACAAUUUUGGAAAUUAUUCGUUACUAGAAAAUUAGAUGAAGCUGAUGAAGUCACUACUGUUAGAGGUAGAAUGACACGUGAAAAUUUAGAUUUCUUCCAACAUUUGUUCAGAAAUUGGUAUUUUGUUGUCAUUGCCGCUAUCAUUGGUGGUUGUCAAAUCUUGAUUAUGUUUGUUGGUGGUGCUUCGUUCAGUAUUGUUAGACAAACUGGUCCACAAUGGGCAACUGCAAUGAUUUGUGGAUUUAUUAGUAUUCCAGCUGGUCUUCUUAUUAGAUUGAUUCCAAAUUGGUGGGUUGAAAAGAUUUUCCCUACCAAGGCGUUCUUUACAUUUUUAUAUUAUGUCGGAUUUGGAUGGUUAAGUGCUAAAAAGAGAGCUGCUCGUAGAGGAGAUUUAGAAAAACAUAGUGAUGACGAAGAAGAAGUUGAAGAACAUAGCUUAAAACAAAUCAAUUAG
Scheffersomyces coipomensis is the source of this 3600-nucleotide messenger RNA. It is a transcript of the gene PMC1, whose product is annotated as calcium-transporting ATPase. The transcript has a single exon. Gene Ontology annotation, cellular component: plasma membrane; intracellular membrane-bounded organelle. Bases 1 to 3600 code for a protein of 1199 amino acids. The record is from RefSeq and is a predicted model, not a curated record. Lineage: Eukaryota; Fungi; Ascomycota; Pichiomycetes; Serinales; Debaryomycetaceae. Gene Ontology annotation, biological process: intracellular calcium ion homeostasis. Gene Ontology annotation, molecular function: ATP hydrolysis activity; ATP binding; P-type calcium transporter activity.